Cylicocyclus nassatus is the source of this 1911-nucleotide messenger RNA. The record is from the annotation of a GenBank genome assembly. NCBI's taxonomy places the organism in Eukaryota, Metazoa, Nematoda, Chromadorea, Rhabditida, Strongylidae.
AUGCAAUACACUUCUCUGACUGAUGAUCACCAGCCAAGUGAUAGUCUUAGCGAUCAAUACCUAAGCGAAUGCGAUGCAACUCUGGAGAAGUUCAGCUUAAACUGGAAUGAGCAUGAGCAGCUGGAUUUUAUCGAACGCAUUCUCAGUCGCAUGUCUCAUAAUCAGUUAUUCUUCACGCAUAUGCUGAUUCAGCCGAUGCUGCAAAGGGAUUUUAUCGCUUUGCUGCCGCAGCAUCUUGCCGAAGUUAUUCUCUACAACUUGGAUUCUCGAACAUUAGCCGCUUGUGAAGCUGUGAGCACAAAAUGGAGAGCAGUGCUGGCUAGAGGCCAACUUUGGAGGAAAUUUAUUGAACGAAAUGUUCGACUGGACAAUAUGUGGCGAGGACUGAGUGAGAAGAAAAAAUGGCGUAAAUUCAUCAUGGCUACGAGAGAAUGUGCCGCAAGUGAGAUUUGUAACAACUAUCGAGUUCCAUAUGAGAUGAUGCGAGGUUCUGCGGAGAUGGUCAUGUUACAACAUCGAUUCUACAGAGAACUUUUCCCAAAAGUGGUAAAUGACAUCGCGAAGAUCGAGUCGAAUUGGCGCAAUGGCGUUUACAAACUGAGCACUAUCAAUUGCCGAUCGGAGAAUAGUAAAGGAGUUUAUUGUUUGCAAUAUGACGACGAGAAGAUCGUGUCGGGACUUCGUGACAAUACCAUCAAAGUAUGGAAUCGCCAGGAUUUGAGCUGCGAACGGGUACUUUCUGGACAUACGGGUUCUGUGCUAUGUCUACAGUAUGACGAGAGGGUCAUCAUCUCAGGUUCUUCUGAUGCUACCGUCCGUGUAUGGGAUGUUAAGACGGGAGAAUGUCUGAAUACGCUGAUUCAUCAUUGUGAAGCUGUUCUACACCUUCGUUUCAACGAUGGCAUCAUGGUCACUUGUUCGAAAGAUCGUUCGAUUGCUGUUUGGGACAUGGUGUCCCCGCGUGAAAUAAAUCUUCGGCGAGUUCUGGUAGGACAUCGUGCCGCUGUGAAUGUUGUCGACUUCGAUGAUCGUUAUAUAGUCAGUGCGUCUGGAGACAGAACCAUAAAGGUCUGGUCUGCUGACAGUUACGAAUUCGUACGCACUCUUUCUGGACACAAACGAGGUAUUGCAUGUCUACAGUAUCGAGGACGCCUUGUCGUUUCGGGAUCCAGUGACAACACUAUCAGACUGUGGGAUAUUCAUUCUGGAGUAUGUUUGCGCGUCCUUGAAGGCCAUGAAGAACUUGUGCGAUGUAUUCGUUUCGAUGAUAAGCGUAUCGUUUCUGGAGCUUACGAUGGAAAAAUUCGAGUUUGGGACUUGGAAGCUGCGCUCGACCCACGUUCAUCGCCCAAUUCGCUAUGUCUCAGCACUUUGGUACAACAUACUGGACGCGUAUUUCGCCUGCAAUUUGAUGAUUUUCAAAUCGUCAGCAGCUCUCAUGACGACACUAUUCUUAUAUGGGAUUUUCUAGUUGAGCCAACUGCACAGCAAGCUGCUGGGACAACUCCGCCCACCAGCACACAGGAUGAUCCUGCACCACCUACUGCAUUGCCGUCCAGCUCAGCCGAACGGACGAUUGCCACAGAUGGAGCGAUCAGCCCUCCACAGAGCCCGCCAAGAGCUGAUGAUGUUGGCCAGGCUGGACCGAGCACCUCUAGAGGAUGGAAUGGAGAGAACGCCUCCUUACGUUUUGUGCAGAAGCCAUUUUAUUCUCCUCUCUACCAUGGGAUCGACGACCAUAUGGACGAUGGAACUGCGUCUCCAAACAACGGAGAAGAACAACGACCUGCUGACACGGUUCAGAUGGAAUCUUCCACUUAUGAAGAGCCUACGGAUCCGAAUGCACCAGGACCUUCUAAUCGACAAGGACGGCCUCCGGCCAACCCGAAACCAUUCGAUAGAAAUGCCUAA